CGGGAAUUUUUUUUUGGUGUUUUUUUUUUUUUUUUUUUCUUGUAGUUUGAUUUCUUACAACGCUGGGAGGCUGCAAAAGAGAUAAAGUUCCAGCUUGUCCGUUUCAAGGAAGAAAAGAAAAAAAAUGAUUGGAUUUUACAAACCAAAGACCUACAGGAGCUCCAGAGGCUGCUGCAUCUGCAAAGCCAAAUCCUCAAGCAGCCGAUUUACAGACAGCAAACGCUAUGAGGGCGACUUCCAGAAUUGUUUUGGACUACAUGAAAUGCGUACAGGAGAUAUCUGCAAUGCCUGCGUCCUUCUGGUGAAAAGAUGGAAGAAACUUCCCUCCGGCUCCAAGAAAAACUGGAAUCAUGUGGUAGAUGCCCGUGGCGGGCCCAACCUGAAAGCUCUGCGGAUCCGGCCUAAAAGGAUCAGGUCUCUGGCAGCACGAAGGAUGAAAAACAGACAGGUUUUGAAGAUGAAGAAAAGACUUUAUUCCGGGGCGCACAGCACGGCUUCCAGCGCUUCCCCCACACACUCCUCUUCUUGUAGUAACCCUUCCGAUACAGACACCGACACUGAGCUCCGCACCGCUCCAAGCAGAAACUCCACUUUUUCCUUCCUGGAUCCGACUUAUUGGAAAAGGCAGAAAGUUUGCUGUGGGAUCAUCUACGAAGGCCGUUACGGCGAAAUUCUCAUCGAUGCCCAACAAUACAAACCAUGCUGCAGUAAUAAGAAAACAGAGGAAACCGACACGAGAUGAUGCCCCUUAUAUCAUCCGUCACUACCUAUUCAGGGUCUUUUGCCGCGAACUGUUAAAGCACCACUUUUUUUUAUCUUAUUUUAUUUUUAUUUUUUAUGCAGGUUUUUGUGUGUAGAUAUGAGAAAAUAUUUAAUGUGUGAUAUAUGUAUAAGGCCAUUGCCCCCCCCCCACACCCCUAUUUUAUUUUAUUAUAACAAUCUGACGGUUUAUGCAGAUUAAGGGUCUGUUCGCAAUUGGCGCAUAUGCUGUAGAUUUGUUGCAAAUUGUUCGAAUUUACUUCACUAGGGAAUUAAAAAUUUGCAAUAAAUCUACACGUGUGAACAAGACGCUAAUACUAAAUAACUGAAGGAAUUUUACCUUCUAAAUCUGUACAAUCUCCAGUUCAUUUGCUGAAUUGGAACCUGUGUAUAAAGAUUAGGUUAUUUUAUUUUUAAUUUUUAAAUUUUUUUUUUUUUUUUUAUUCAUUUUUUGCUAUUAAGGAUUUUCUCUCGGGUUAUUAUAACUUCUGAUAUGUACCACUGUAAUUUUAUUUUUUAUUUUUUUUAAUGGACUGUGAUGCAAACCCAGAACUGGAUGAGGAUUAUAGAAACCAGAACCCUUUCCGCUGUGGAAUCUCGUUGAAGGUCGCCGUAUGUUACAAUGUAACUUUUGCAGAGCGCCCGUCCUCUUUAUAAACAGGACUUCUCAGGACGACAUUGGACGUGUCUUGCCCACAUUGCCUUAGGCUGGCUACGCCUUCCUAAUGUUCUUCCACCACUCCCCGUGGACGCGAUGUUGUGUGGGUGCGUGCACCAUUGUGGACAACCAAAGUCUGGAUUGUGGAUAUUUUGGAACUGCUUACCACUAUCUGCCUCCACACUCUUUUGAAUUAGUUUUAUUUUUUAUUAUUUUUUGGAUAUAUUCGCUAGUACAGAUAUAUUUUUAUAGUCUUUUUAUGUAAUCAACACACUGAAAUUGUAUUUGUCUUUAUAAAAAAGGGCAGGGACUGUGGUAAACCUAUAGCAAUCAUUACUAUAUGCAAUACUCGGCCUAUAAGGGCAUGUUCACCAUAGGAUAGGAUUCCAUACACGUAAAUGAGGAUGAUUGUGCAGCAUGUGCAUGCAUUUUUAAAUUAUUAUUAUUAUUAUUAUUUUUAAAGGUCCUAUG
This is a messenger RNA of Hyla sarda, 1888 nucleotides long. It is a transcript of the gene SINHCAF, whose product is annotated as SIN3-HDAC complex associated factor. The transcript has 6 exons. The record is from RefSeq and is a predicted model, not a curated record. Gene Ontology annotation, biological process: negative regulation of cell migration. Lineage: Eukaryota; Metazoa; Chordata; Amphibia; Anura; Hylidae. The coding region runs from base 125 to 742 and encodes 205 amino acids.